Messenger RNA from Pantherophis guttatus, 1276 nucleotides. RefSeq names its product E3 ubiquitin-protein ligase RNF167-like. Gene Ontology annotation, molecular function: ubiquitin protein ligase activity. Gene Ontology annotation, biological process: ubiquitin-dependent protein catabolic process. Gene Ontology annotation, cellular component: nucleus. NCBI's taxonomy places the organism in Eukaryota, Metazoa, Chordata, Lepidosauria, Squamata, Colubridae. The record is from RefSeq and is a predicted model, not a curated record.
GGGUGGGGAGGAAGGCGAGAGCCACAUGCCCUGUGGUGAAAAAAGUGUGGUAUCACUGUGGUCGAGAGAACUUGAGUUUCAUAAUUUCAAGAAAAGGAAGGAGACCUCUGCAGUCUGCUCUUGAAGACCGUCGCUUGGUUGACGUGGCCUCAGCGGCUCCCUCACCAGCUUUCCAAAAUGCCAAGGGGUUGAAAUCUAGAUACUCCACCGGUCUCUCUCUCUCUCCAUCUUCCAUCCAUUGUGUCUGGAGAAAGCGAUCUCCACCAUGUGGGGCUUGCUGGAACCUCUUCCUCUGCUAGUGACCAUUUCCUUGUUUCUCGAGACCGCCUUGGCCAAGCCGUUCGUUCAUCUGGUGUACAAGCAGAAUGACACCUGUAUGGAUUUUAACGCAGCCCCAGCCUGUUUUGGUCCACCCGUGCCCUUAACUGGUCUCAAGGGUUACCUACUUGAAACGGUGCCUGCCAAUGCUUGUCACCCUAUAAAAGCAGCCCCAAUAUCGAACCGGACUCCUUCUGGCUUCGUCGCCCUCAUCCGCCGAUACGACUGUUCCUUCAAUCUUAAAGUUUUCCAUGCCCAGGAAGCUGGAUACCGGGCAGCUAUCAUCUACAACUUGUGUUCUGAUUUCUUGGUGAACAUGGCGGUCAGCAUGGAAGAGACAAGACUGCCGAUUGUUAUCCCAUCGUUGUUUAUCGGACGGACAUCUUCUAAACUUUUAAGAAGGCAAGUUCAUUCAGCAAAGGAUGCCCAAAUUAUGGUGGUGGUACCCCAGAGUUAUUACAAUUCCUGCUCGGAUGAAACAUAUGCGGCUCUUUGGGAAUUAGCUGUCUAUGACCUGCCGAUCUGGCCAGGUUACUGUACUCAACAACUGUUCCUCAAAGUCCUACAGGAAUUUGGGUUGCUCAUCAGCCUCAGCAUGGGGACCAGCUUCUUGCUACUGGUGAGUUGGGUGAAAUGGGGCCGGCCCAACCAAGGCAUCCGAGUGAAGACUUUCAAACAUGGUGACAGGUAUGACACCUGUGUAAUCUGCAUGGGGGAGUAUGAAGCAGGUGACCGGCUGAAGGUUCUUCCCUGCACCCAUGUCUUUCACGCUACCUGUAUCAACACCUGGUUACUCAUCCAACCCAUGGCUGGCAAGACGUGCCCAAUCUGCAAGCAGAAGGUUAACAAUGCAAUCUAGGGAGAUGACAGAGAUGCAGUUGAGAAGAAAUGGAGAUGGACCUCCAGAUCCAAUGGGAGGGGUGGGGACGGAGAAACAACACAAUUCUUCCCAAUUGUG